ACUUCGAAUGAUAUCGCCAUAACAAGAUGCUCAGCUGGACACAUUGGCUGUUGCAGAAGGUCAAGUCACAGUGAGUACUGAAAUCUAUGUGGGUUCAACCUCAUGCAUCUUCCCUCACCAAAGGUUGCAACCAUGAAGAUCGACCGAGGUUCUGAAACAACAAGGCUUCUGGGACAGACAAAUGCUCCUCCAUCGGAAAACAACAGUGAGCUCUCAAUGAACACCUCCGACUGUGCACAAGUCAUUGUGCCAGAAGAAAUCUUCUUCACCAUUGCCGCUCUAGGAGUACUGGAAAACCUGCUGGUGCUCAUAGCAGUGGGGAGGAAUAAGAAUCUGCAUUCACCCAUGUAUAUUUUCAUUUGCAGCUUAGCUGUUUCAGACAUGCUGGGAAGUUUGUACAAGACUCUGGAGAAUAUCCUCUUCAUCAUCUUCUGCAAGAUGAGAUACCUAACAUGCCAGGGAGCCUUGGAAAAAACGAUGGAUGAUAUUUUAGAUUUCAUGUUUAUUCUAUCUUUACUGGGAUCCAUUUUCAGUCUGUCGGCCAUUGCAGCUGAUAGAUAUAUAACCAUCUUCUAUGCACUGCGGUACCAUAACAUCAUGACAAUGAAGCGUACUUUAGUGAUCUUGGUGGUCAUUUGGGCAUUCUGUGCUGGGAGUGGCAUCGCAGUGGUCAUUUUCUCCCAUGAAACAGCUACUGUUGUGUCCUUCUCUGUCUUCCUGUGUUUCAUGCUCAUUUUUAUCCUCAGCCUCUAUAUUCAUAUGUUCCUGCUUGCACGCUCUCAUGCCAAGAAGAUUGCUUUGCAGCCUACCAGCUCGGUUCACCAGAGAGCUAACAUGAAAGGAGUCAUUACUUUAACUGUCUUACUUGGGGUUUUUCUCUGCUGCUGGGCCCCUUUUGUCCUUCAUAUGCUUCUGAUGGCAUUUUGCCCACAAAACCCUUAUUGCAUUUGCUAUGGGUCCAUUUUUCACGUGAAUGGUAUACUGAUCAUGUGCAAUGCUGUGAUUGACCCCAUGAUUUAUGCAUUUCGAAGUCCAGAGCUGAGAAGUACAUUUAAGAGAUUGUUCUGCUGCCGGAAGCCAAGCUGGACUUAGCCACUGGAACUUCAAAAACAGCAUGCAGAGCAACCAAAGCUGCACUGCCAUAGAACCAUUUGCUUUGUCUUGUAGUACAGUGGUACCUUGGUAUUCAAACAGCUUGACUCCGAAACAAAUCUGCUCCUGAACGCCACAAACCCGGAAGUGAGUGCUCCAGUUUGCAAACGUUUUUUGGAAGCCGAACAUCCGACGCAGCUUCCACGACUUCUGAUUGAAGGCAGGAAGCUCCUGCAGCCAAUCAGAAGCCGCAACUUGGUUUUCACACCAUUUCGGGAAUGAAAAGGAUUCCCGGAAUGGAUUAAGUUUGAGAACCAAGGUAUCACUGUAUCUCAAAAAUAAUGUGAUGUUGACAUCUGAGGGCUACUUUGCCACACAGUGGGAUACAGCAGUGAACCUUGGGCUUAUGCAUUCUCUCUCACAUAGACACUGGUUUUUAUUAGAGGCUAUAUGCACAGCAUGUGAACCGCAGGUUCUCUUCAGUUCCCUGCCAGGUGGCUGAAUUAUGCUUCUAUACCACAUGUGAAUCAGCCUUGCUGGAAUACACUGCUGCCUACAGAAUCUCAGGUCAUAAUGAAUCCAUUAGUCUCCAAAGCACCACCAUUAUCUUUUUGCUGCUAGGCUAACACAGCAACUUUGGGGGGGGGGGAAUAUCUUCAUAGGAGAUUCAGUUUAGGAAGAGGGUGAAUAAAGUGGUGACAGACAUGACUUAGAUCAUGUUUUCCUAACCUCGUUGCCUCCAGAUGUUUUGAACUACAGCUCCCACCAUCUCUGACCCUUAGUCGUACUGGAUGGGGCUGCAUUUCAAGAUGUUCAGAGGGCACCAUGUUCAGGAGAGGCUAGCUUGGAUACAGUUUGUGGGGGAUCAGAAAUUAGUCAUGUGUGAGCACGAUUGGAUUCUGAUUUGCAAACUUGAUUUGGAGGGAUUGUUCAAACCACAGUAUGCCAGUUUAUUCAUCACGGCAAAGUAUGGCUUGACAAACCAGGAAGUGUUAAGUCACGUGUGUGGACUGAGGGAAGGAGAGGAGGAGGGAAUGUGUGCAUCUAUACAUGGCUGAGUCCUUAGUCCAGACCAUAGAUUUCACAUAUACACACAUACACUGCAUACUCUAAUGUUAGAUAGAUCUGUAUUGUUUCAAUUUUAGUGUGUGUGCUACUGAAGUGAGCACAUAGAUAAAAAGAUAUUUUAGUUAAGUUUUAAACUAAAAUAGGCAACAAUGAGAAAAUGGUGGAAGUUCAUUGAUUGAAAAGCUUUAAUAGAAAAGAUAGAAAUGAAUUUAGACUUAAUCAUCCAGGGAACAAAUGUUUUUUAGUUGAAGACAGCUGUUAGGCAUCAAAAGCUCUGUCUUGUUAUAAAACACAUUAAUGUGAUUUCUAUUAAUUACAAUUAGUUACACUACUUCAACAGCAGGAUCUAAAAACAUGGUUAAUUUUAGACAUUUCUGAAAUCAUCUGUAAAGUCAGACAUUUGAAUAUUGAACUCCGUAUUCUAAACUUGUAUGAAAGUUCUACUUCUAAGAGUGUACGCAGGAACAUCCAAUGUGAACUUAGCAUUUUGUCUAGCAACAUUCAACUUAGGGAAAUAGGCACAGUACUUGCCACCAACUACUACUGUUGUGAAUGGUCGCUGUGCUUUUUUUUUUAACCCCACUGUUUGUAUAAUUUCCCUCAAUAUCCGUAUAGUUAUAGAUAGCUACCAACUGAGGACAACAUUUCGUACAUCAGAUAAUGUGGGCUCUGCUCCAAGAAAGAGUUUAUGCCAAUAUACAUUGACUAGUCUUUAAGGUGCCGCGUGACUCUUGCUGCAACAGACUAACAUGGGUACCUAUCCUAAGGUGUACUGUAUGUGAUGUCAAAUCUCCUGUGUUGUUCUUCUGGCGUAUCACCACAUAUCUAGAGUGUCACUCCUGAAAGAUUACUUCUAAUCUGACACGUUUAGCUUAGUCAGGUCCUUGUUGAUGUUUUCAGACCUGAUGCCCUGGUAACCACAUAUCCCAGUAGCUGAUCCCAGCAAAGGUGCCUGGGAAGAGAAGUCAGUGC
Messenger RNA from Podarcis raffonei (Aeolian wall lizard), 3132 nucleotides. RefSeq names its product melanocortin 2 receptor (gene MC2R). Lineage: Eukaryota; Metazoa; Chordata; Lepidosauria; Squamata; Lacertidae. Gene Ontology annotation, biological process: G protein-coupled receptor signaling pathway. The transcript has a single exon. Gene Ontology annotation, cellular component: membrane. The record is from RefSeq and is a predicted model, not a curated record. Bases 103 to 1092 code for a protein of 329 amino acids. Gene Ontology annotation, molecular function: corticotropin receptor activity.